Lotus japonicus is the source of this 3101-nucleotide messenger RNA. Its product is annotated as pentatricopeptide repeat-containing protein At3g62890-like. The coding region runs from base 322 to 2667 and encodes 781 amino acids. Gene Ontology annotation, biological process: RNA modification. NCBI's taxonomy places the organism in Eukaryota, Viridiplantae, Streptophyta, Magnoliopsida, Fabales, Fabaceae. The record is from RefSeq and is a predicted model, not a curated record. The transcript has a single exon. Gene Ontology annotation, molecular function: RNA binding; protein binding; zinc ion binding.
UUGUCUUGGCUCAUAUAUCUCAACCCUCUAAACACAAAAAUAUCGAUAACUCUAGAUAUUGUGAUUUUCAUGAAAAUGAAAAUGAUGGCCACAACACACAUGAAUGCAUUCAAAUGAAAGACUCAAUCGAGCAUGUUGGAAAUCCAAAGUUGAAAAAAACAUGUGGUUAAUGUGAAGCUCCACAAAAAUGAGAGAGUGAAAAAGUGUGGUACAUCUCUCUUGUCUUCUUGUACCAAACAGGGUUUGAAUAACCAUAAGCCAACAUGCUGAGCAACGAGUAUUUGUGCAUGCACCUAUGCAUGUAACCAUUUCUCUUGAGUGAUGCUGAGACUAACCACCUUGAGACCAACCAUAAACCUUAGCAUCUUAGAGACACAGCUACAACGAUGCCAAUGCCUAAGACAAUUCAAUCAGAUUCUGUCUCAGAUGAUCCUCACAGGCUUCAUCACAGACACCUAUGCUGCAAGCAGGAUCAUCAACUUCUCCACUCACUCCACUUCCAUUCCCUUCCAUCAUUCCCUCCGAAUAUUCAACCACCUCCACAACCCCAACACCUUCACUUGGAACACCAUCAUGCGUGCCCACUUGGAACUUCACAACUCACCCCAUCAAGCUCUCAUCUUGUACAAGCUCUUUCUUUUGGAGAAUGCAGCUCCUGAUAGCUACACCUACCCAAUUCUCCUCGGAUCCUGCACUGCCCGGGUGGCGGUAUUCGAAGGAAAGGAAAUUCAGGACCAUGUUGUCAAGCUGGGUUUUGGUUCUGAUGUUUAUGUCAGGAACACGCUGAUCAAGUUGUAUGCUGUUUGCGGGGACAUGGUGGGUGCCCGCAAAGUGUUUGAGGAAAUUCCUGUGUUGGAUUUGGUUUCUUGGAAUACCCUAUUGUCUGGGUAUGUUCAGACGGGUGAUGUGGAGGAAGCAGAACGCGUGUACGGCCGGAUGCCGGAGAGGAACACAAUUGCUUCCAACUCGAUGGUGGCACUCUUUGGAAGGAAGGGUCUUGUUGCGAAGGCGCGCGAGCUUUCGGAUGGGAUUCGGGGAAAGGAUAUGGUUUCGUGGAGUGCGAUGAUUUCUUGUUAUGAACAGAAUGGGAUGUAUGAGGAUGCGCUGGUUUUGUUUGUGGAUAUGAAUGCUAAUGGGGUGAUGGUGGAUGAGGUGGUUGUGGUUAGUGCUAUCUCUGCUUGUUCGCGCCUGUCAAUUGUCCCGACAGGGAAGUCAGUGCAUGGCUUGGCUGCAAAAGUUGGAAUUGAAGCUUAUGUUAGCCUUCAGAAUGCCUUGAUAUUUUUGUACUCAAGUUGUGGGGAGAUAUUGGAUGCUCAGAAAAUUUUCAAUGGGGGUGUCCUCUUGGAUCAGAUAUCUUGGAACUCAAUGAUAUCUGGGUACUUGAGGUGUGGUUCAGUUGAGGAUGCUGAGACAUUAUUUUCUUCCAUGCCUGAGAAGGAUGUUGUGUCUUGGAGUGCUAUGAUAUCAGGUUAUACUCAAAAUGAACGUUACUCAGAGGCUCUGGAUUUAUUCCAGGAGAUGCAGCUUCAUGGAAUGAGGCCAGAUGAGACUGCUUUGGUGAGUGUCAUCUCAGCAUGCACCCAUCUGGCUGCUUUGGACUUGGGCAAAUGGGUUCAUGCUUAUAUAAGAAAAAAUAAGUUACGGGUUAAUGUUGAACUAGGCACGACACUUAUGGAUAUGUAUUUGAAAUCUGGCUGUGUGGACGAUGCACUAGAGGUUUUUUAUGCUAUGGAGGAAAAGCGGGAUUCUACCUGGAAUGCUCUCAUUGGUGGGUUGGCAAUGAAUGGUUUGGUAGAAAAGUCCCUUAACAUGUUUGCAGAAAUGAAGAAUACUGGAACACUUCCUAAUGAGAUAACAUUUGUGGCAGUUCUUGGAGCCUGUCGGCACAUGGGCCUAGUGGACGAGGGACGCCGCUACUUUAGUUCUAUGAUCCAAGAACACAAAAUAGAGCCAAACGUUAAGCACUAUGGAUGCAUGGUUGAUCUUUUAGGACGUGCAGGUUUGCUUAAAGAAGCAGAAGAACUGAUUGAGACUAUGCCAAUGGCACCUGAUGUUUCUACUUGGGGUGCUUUGCUUGGGGCUUGUAGAAAACACCAGAACAAUGAAAUGGGGGAGAGGGUGGGAAGAAAGCUCAUUCAGCUUCAGCCUGACCAUGAUGGUUUCCAUGUAUUAUUGUCAAAUAUAUAUGCUUCAAAAGGAAAUUGGGGCGAUGUUCUUGAAAUUAGAGGAAUUAUGUCACAACAUGGGGUUGUGAAGACACCUGGUUGUAGCGUGAUUGAAGCAAAUGGAACAGUUCAUGAGUUCCUAGCAGGAGAUAUGACACACCCUCAGAUAAAUGACAUCGAGCACAUGCUAGAUGUAGUGGCUGCAAAACUUAAGAUUGAGGGCUAUUCACCAAUUACAAGUGAGGUUUCACUUGAUAUAGAUGAAGAAGAGAAAGAAACUGUCCUUUCAAGGCACAGUGAGAAACUUGCAGUUGCCUUUGGACUUAUCACUAUUGUUCCACCAAUUCCAAUCAGAAUAAUGAAGAAUUUGCGCAUAUGUAAUGAUUGCCACACAGUAAUGAAGUUAAUCUCCAAAGCUUUUAAUCGUGAAAUUGUGGUACGGGAUCGUCAUCGCUUUCAUCACUUUAAGCAUGGAUCUUGUUCCUGCAUGGAUUUUUGGUAGCAAAACUGCAAGUGCAAUUAAAGUGAAUGUGUCUCCUAUGCUCUAAGAAGGUGCACUCAAAAUUUUUAUAGUGCUCUGGACUCCAACAUCAAAGCAUGCAUAGAAGAUUAUUUCAAGAUUUGGUAUGUUUCCUUUUGCAUAAUCAAAUUUUGUUCAUUCUUAUGCUGCAAGGGAGACUAAAAGCAUUGUUGGUAAAGUUUGGAGAAUUAGAGCAUACUAUACUUCUUAGUAUUCGUGUUAUGCCUAACUCUACCCCCAAAAGCUAGCUCGUAAGGUGGGGAUUGCCAAUCCCUUUAUAAGUUCUAUGUUGGCUUUACUUCUAAUCCAUGUGGGGAUCUCAACAAUACUUCAGCAGAUAUCAAUAUAAUUUUCCUGAUGUUGAUUAACAAUGUUAGCUCCAAGAGUCUGAAAUGAAUCAAUAUGUAUUUAAUGUA